AUGAGAAAUUAAAACAAGACUAAUCAAUUUCCUUUCUUGCAGAACCACAUGCACAUCUGUAAUACCUGAACACAUCAAAGCCCUGGCCCAGCAAAUGGUUAAGCCAAUGAAAACAACAGUUAAAGAAGUUAAGGAAAUGUAUCAAAGAGGAUGCACCAGAGCACUAUUUUCAGGGACGGUAACAAAGAUGGAGACCAAAGAAGUAAUUGUGAAAAAUGAAGCAACCCCUCUUAAUCAAAUGACGGUGACAGACGACACAGGCUCAAUUACAGUAAAUUUAUGGAGAGCAGCAACUACAUCCCCAGUUAAACUGGGAAGUCAAUUGUCAGUGGAGGGCAACCUCCACUUCAAUACUUAUGAGAACCAAUUGGUAUGCCACGUAAAUUCACGAGAAAAUGUAGAGAUUCAAGAAAGUGUCCGAAUGGAAAAAGCCAUUAGGUUAUUGGGCAUCAGUUAUGACCACACCAUGCAAAAGUUCCUUUUCUUCACCGAAGAAGAAGAAGAAUUACAAAUGUCUCUCGACGAAGCAACAAAAAUAUGGCCACACCCUUCAGAGGAUGAGAUCAGCAAAACGUUACCAUUGGAUAUUACAUGUGUAGUAACUGAAGGCUAUAUGACAGAUGUAGCAAUACAGGAUAUAAAACCUUCAGACAUAGGUCAGCACACCAUGCCAGAGCCAGGUACCUCUGGAAGCAAGCCCUCCAUGCCAGAGCCAGGUACCUCUGGAAGCAAGUCCACCAUGCCAGAGCCAGGUACCUCUGUUUAAAAUAGCAUUAUGCUCAAAAGGAAACAGGUUACUACCUAAAAUCGGCACAAUCAGUUAAUAUUUACAGAAUUUUUUACUUUUUUCUUUUUCAUUCUAAAAGUCAUUUUUGUAAUGCCGAUUAAUGUAAAAUAUACAAGCUGUACGUUUUUCUUUUGUCUGAUGUUUUUCUUUUUUUUUUUUGUUAAUUAUAAUUUUGCCUUACUUUAGUUGUAAGUGUACCUUAAGGAAUAAUGUCUAUUACAUAUAAUAUUACCCAAAACUCAUUCCUUUUUUUUUCUUUUUUAUUCUAAGAGUCAUUAAUGUAAUGCAGAUUAAUGUAUAAUAUACAAGUUGUACAUUUUUCUUUUGUCUGAUGUUUUUCUUU
Lingula anatina is the source of this 1130-nucleotide messenger RNA. RefSeq lists its product as uncharacterized. The record is from RefSeq and is a predicted model, not a curated record. NCBI's taxonomy places the organism in Eukaryota, Metazoa, Brachiopoda, Lingulata, Lingulida, Lingulidae.